Molecule: messenger RNA, 1539 nt
Organism: Babesia ovata
Lineage: Eukaryota; Apicomplexa; Aconoidasida; Piroplasmida; Babesiidae
Product: GPI-anchor transamidase
Exons: 2
Coding region: 1-1539 (512 amino acids)
Biological process (GO): protein localization to cell surface; attachment of GPI anchor to protein
Cellular component (GO): GPI-anchor transamidase complex
Molecular function (GO): GPI-anchor transamidase activity
Source: RefSeq, a predicted model, not a curated record
AUGGAAGAAAUAAGCUCUUUUGGUAAAGAUAAUUGGAUUUCUCACAAGAUGUUGUUCCCGGUUAUACUGCUCUCUCUGUUACAAAUAGCAGGAUGUAAGGAGUACUUAGGAGGUAGCAUUGCUACCAUAGGGCCAGAUACAUUCGGGAUUUUGCCCCAAUAUCAUAAGUUGCUCGCAGAGAACACGGUGAACUACCAAGGCACAUUCAAAAAUUCAGCAUACGCAAAAGGCAAAACGGAUAUUAGGCAAAUUGAGGUAGCAAUGCUUUUAAAAUAUAAGGAGGUGAAUGCAAUUCUUUUGUCUACAUCUAGAUUUUACUAUAAUUAUAGGCAUGUUGGCAACUUGGUUGCAAUGGCGUCAGCCCUGUACAAGUUGGGUCUGCUUCCGAGGCAACAGCUGCUGUCGUUAGCUCCGGAGACGUGUUUAUGCCAUCCGACAAACACAUUUCCUGGCCGCAUUUACGUCAACAAAAGUGUAGAUGUAACGGAUUACAAAGAUGAAGUUUUGAAUGACAUAACGAAUUAUUUCUUGGAGCACAUGUACAUUCCGUUACGUUCCUCAGGCCUAAGAUUGGAUAGUCUGCGUUUUUUGCUGACUCAGCGCUUCCCCAGAAAGUUUCCUCAAAGUUCUCGAUUAGCAACCAAGUACCGGGUGGAGCUUGAUGACGUAGAUGGACAUUUGGAUUUACCAACUCAAUUCGUAUAUAUGACAGGACACGGUGGAGAUCGCUAUUUCCAGUUCCAAGCCAAGGAUGUCCUCUCUGCAAACGAAAUAGAGUUGUAUAUGACGGAAUUUUUUAUCAAGCACCCCAAAGUUCAUACCUUUAUGAUUUCAGACACAUGUCAGGCAUCGACGCUGUUUGAGGGAUUAUCAGACCAGGAUCCCAUGGCUUGGGUAGCGUCAUCCCCGCGUGGUAUAAGCAGUUAUAGCUACAAUGCCAAUUCCCAAUUGACAGUUUCACCGGUGGGCAAGUUCACGUACUAUGUCGUAGGAUUUUUCACUAGUGUGGCUAAGGGAAUAAAGGAGCGUAAAGACAGGGCAGCUAUUUCGCGAUUUUCUUUUAACCAACUGAAGAGACAUAUGGAACGUCAUUGCCCAGAAGAGAUGUCCGUUUUCCACGCGAAUGCAAGCAUAUUGGGGGUAACCUCUGGUGACGCGGGGCAAUUGACUCCCACUAAUAAUGAUACAAGCAGUAAAUCAGAUACGCGAAAGGUAUACCUCGGAGAGUUCUUAUUCAAUUACCGCGUGGCAUACUUCAACCCGUAUAGUUGGCCCUUAGUGAUUUCCUCAAUAGCCGGAGAUAUUGUAGCAUUGAAGGGACAGACAUACGAAGCGUUCAACCUGAACACUACUGAGGCAUUGAACGUCAACAGGUACAGACUCGACGCGAAAAUGGGUGAGAAUGGGCUUUUCGUUAGGACGGCGGACGAAUCGUCAGGACUGAGUAUUGUAUUGGCCGUUUUACUUUGCGUGUCGGCGAUAGUUUUAGCCACUGUAAGGGAUCCAGUAACCGUCGGAAGUCCUUCCGUUUGGCAGUGA